Molecule: messenger RNA, 2788 nt
Organism: Pteronotus mesoamericanus
Lineage: Eukaryota; Metazoa; Chordata; Mammalia; Chiroptera; Mormoopidae
Gene: CMIP
Product: c-Maf inducing protein
Exons: 21
Coding region: 342-2663 (773 amino acids)
Cellular component (GO): cytosol; nucleoplasm
Source: RefSeq, a predicted model, not a curated record
UGGCGGGGCCGAGACACGCCCGCCGCGCGGCCCCCGCUCGCCGCCGCCCCCCGGCGCUGCCCGCGUCCCCACCCGCCCGUCUGCCCGCCGAGCUGGUCCGGCCGCCGCGAGCAUGCACCCGACGAGCUAGGAGGAAGCCGAGCCCCACGGGAAGGACCGAGAGCCGGCCGCGCCAGCCGCUCGCCCGCCGCGGGCCCCUCCCCUGUGGGCGCCCCCAGCCCCACACCCCCCCACCUUCCUGAGCGGUGGGGGGGUGCGGGCUGCCGAACGGGGGCCCCGCCGCCCCGCAGCCGGGACAGCCCCUCUCCCCGCCCCCGGCCCCCUCCCCGGCCCGGCCGGCCAUGGAUCUGACCAGCAGCGCGGGCGGCGGCGGCGACCCCCGGCAGAUCGAGGAGACCAAACCGCUGCUGGGGGGUGACGUGCCGGCCCCCGAGGGCACGAAGAUGGGCGCCGUGCCCUGCCGCCGGGCCCUUCUGCUGUGCAACGGGAUGAGGUACAAACUGCUGCAGGAGGGCGACAUCCAGGUCUGUGUCAUCCGGCACCCGCGGACCUUUCUCAGCAAGAUCCUCACCUCGAAAUUCCUGAGGCGCUGGGAGCCGCACCACCUAACGCUGGCCGACAACAGCCUGGCGUCCGCCACGCCAACUGGGUACAUGGAAAACUCAGUCUCCUACAGCGCUAUUGAAGACGUUCAGCUGCUGUCCUGGGAGAAUGCCCCGAAGUACUGUUUACAGCUCACAAUUCCUGGGGGAACUGUUUUACUGCAGGCUGCCAACAGCUACCUGCGGGACCAGUGGUUCCAUUCUCUGCAGUGGAAGAAAAAGAUUUACAAAUACAAGAAAGUCCUGAGUAACCCAAGCCGUUGGGAAGUUGUCUUGAAAGAGAUUCGAACUCUGGUGGACAUGGCCCUGACGUCGCCCCUGCAAGAUGACUCCAUCAACCAAGCCCCACUGGAAAUUGUCUCAAAACUGCUCUCAGAGAACACAAACUUGACCACGCAGGAGCAUGAGAACAUCAUUGUGGCAAUCGCCCCUUUGCUGGAAAACAACCACCCACCACCAGAUCUCUGUGAAUUCUUCUGCAAGCACUGCAGAGAGCGGCCCCGGUCCAUGGUGGUCAUCGAAGUGUUCACUCCCGUGGUCCAGAGAAUCCUCAAGCAUAACAUGGACUUUGGGAAGUGCCCGCGACUGAGGCUGUUUACUCAGGAGUACAUCCUUGCCUUGAACGAGCUCAAUGCGGGGAUGGAAGUGGUGAAGAAGUUCAUUCAGAGCAUGCACGGCCCCACGGGGCACUGCCCUCACCCCCGGGUCCUGCCCAACCUGGUGGCCGUGUGCCUGGCUGCCAUCUACUCCUGCUAUGAAGAGUUCAUCAACAGCCGCGACAACUCCCCAAGCCUGAAGGAGAUCCGGAACGGCUGCCAGCAGCCCUGCGACCGGAAGCCCACCUUACCUCUGCGCCUUCUGCACCCCAGCCCGGACCUGGUGUCUCAGGAAGCCACGCUGUCCGAGGCGCGGCUCAAGUCGGUGGUCGUGGCCUCCAGCGAGAUCCACGUGGAGGUGGAGCACACCAGCACUGCCAAGCCGGCGCUGACGGCCAGCGCGGGCAACGACAGCGAGCCCAACCUCAUCGACUGCCUCAUGGUCAGCCCUGCCUGCAGCACCAUGAGCAUCGAGCUGGGCCCCCAGGCUGACCGCACGCUCGGCUGCUACGUGGAAAUCCUCAAGCUGCUGUCGGACUACGAUGACUGGAGACCGUCUCUGGCCAGCUUGCUUCAGCCCAUUCCAUUCCCCAAAGAAGCUCUCGCACACGAGAAGUUCACCAAGGAACUGAAGUACGUGAUUCAGAGGUUUGCUGAAGACCCGCGACAAGAGGUCCACUCCUGCCUGCUGAGCGUGCGGGCUGGCAAGGACGGCUGGUUUCAGCUCUACAGCCCCGGAGGGGUGGCCUGUGACGAUGACGGGGAGCUGUUCGCCAGCAUGGUGCACAUCCUCAUGGGCUCCUGUUACAAGACCAAAAAAUUCCUGCUCUCCCUGGCAGAAAACAAGCUGGGACCCUGCAUGCUCCUGGCGCUGAGGGGCAACCAGACCAUGGUGGAGAUCCUGUGCUUGAUGCUGGAGUACAACAUCAUCGACAACAAUGACACGCAGCUGCAGAUCAUCUCAACCCUGGAGAGCACCGGCGUGGGGAAGCGCAUGUAUGAGCAGCUGUGCGAGCGGCAGCGGGAGCUGAAGGAGCUGCAAAGGAAAGGCGGGCCCACCAGGCUAACACUGCCCUCCAAGUCCACAGACGCAGACUUGGCUCGUUUGCUGAGCUCUGGCUCCUUCGGAAACCUGGAGAACCUCAGUUUGGCCUUCACCAAUGUAACCAGUGCCUGCGCUGAGCACCUCAUCAAACUGCCUUCUCUCAAGCAGCUGAACCUGUGGUCCACUCAGUUCGGAGACGCCGGCCUGCGCCUCCUGUCGGAACACCUCACCAUGCUCCAGGUGCUGAACCUGUGCGAGACGCCUGUCACCGAUGCUGGCCUGCUGGCCCUCAGCUCCAUGAAGAGUCUCUGCAGUUUAAACAUGAACAGCACCAAGCUCUCUGCUGACACCUAUGAAGACCUGAAGGCCAAGCUCCCCAACCUGAAGGAGGUGGACGUCCGCUACACGGAGGCCUGGUGAAGCUCCACUCGGCAGGAAGGAGUUUGCAACCGCAACACACAACUCUUGACUAAUUAGCUGUAGAGCGGCCAGUCCUGGGGUCCCACCCCAGCAUCCUGGCUGUGAGAUAGAUGGGGGAGUCUUUC